AUGACAACUCUUACAAUCAGUUUAAAACGUCCUAGUAAAGUUUAUCAUGAAGGCGAAGUCAUAGCUGGUGUUGUAGUCGUUAAAAGCAACAGCGAUGUAAGACAUGAAGGCUUGGUACUGGUCAUGGAAGGCUCAGUCAACUUACAAAUAAGUUCCAAAAAUGCUGGUAUUUUUGAUGCAUUCUCAAACAGUAUUAAACCCAUUACAUUAGUUAAUACAUCUAUGGAAAUUGUCCCAGCUGGAAAAAUACCCGUAGGUGUUACUGAAAUCCCAUUUGAGAUGCCACUCAGAGGAAGACCAAGCUCAGCUGGGCCGGGUCUAUUGGAAACAUAUCAUGGAGUAUUUGUAAAUGUUAUGUACACAAUACAAUGCAGUAUGAAAAGGUCAUUUUUAAAUAAACCGCUAAAUGCAGUAUGCCAAUUUUUUGUUCAAUAUAAGCAUCAAGACCCAGGCCCUCUUAAGCCAGUGCGAUGCGAGAUAACCCCCGCAUCUAUUCGUGCGUCUGGGGCCCCUUCGAGAGCGUCAAUGCCAAAUUUUCAGCUGUAUGCGGAAAUUGACACCACGGUGUGCGCCCUUGACAAACCGAUUACAGGAAAGAUUCGUGUAGAUGAUUGCUCGGUGCAGAUAAAAUCUAUUGAACUUCAACUAGUGAGAGUAGAAACCUGUGGCUCAACAGAGGGAUACUCAAGGGAUGCGACAGAGAUACAAAUCAUUCAAGUGGGUGAAGGAGAUGUCUGUCGCUCCCGAGAUGUGCCUCUAUACAUGGUGUUACCGCGGCUCUUCACGUGUCCCACCACGACAACUACCAAUUUUAAAAUAGAGUUCGAGCUCAAUAUUUCGGUGAUAUUUGAAGAUGAUUAUUUAGUGACUGAAAACUUUCCAAUACUAUUGUUAAGAUGUAGAUAA
Messenger RNA from Pieris macdunnoughi, 906 nucleotides. The record is from the annotation of a GenBank genome assembly. Lineage: Eukaryota; Metazoa; Arthropoda; Insecta; Lepidoptera; Pieridae.